Henningerozyma blattae CBS 6284 is the source of this 765-nucleotide messenger RNA. It is a transcript of the gene OPI10, whose product is annotated as Opi10p. Gene Ontology annotation, biological process: protein import into nucleus. The transcript has a single exon. Gene Ontology annotation, molecular function: nuclear import signal receptor activity. Gene Ontology annotation, cellular component: nucleus; cytosol. The record is from RefSeq and is a predicted model, not a curated record. Lineage: Eukaryota; Fungi; Ascomycota; Saccharomycetes; Saccharomycetales; Saccharomycetaceae. Bases 1 to 765 code for a protein of 254 amino acids.
AUGAAUAUGUUCGCAGCAAUUGCUUCUGGUAACCCUUUGCAAUUAUCCACAGAUGUCCCUAACUCAAAUGGGCUUCAGCAUACCAUUGUUUUAUCCUCCACUAAACCCAAAUUUUAUUCUCAUAUUACAUUAUUCAUAUUACCCAAUGUCACAUUUCCAGAAAAUUACGUAGCUACAAUUUUCUUUAAGUUAGCGCCUAAUGAAGAUUUCAAGUUAUUUGGGUACUUAGACAAUGAAAAACCUAGUGCAAUAUUUAAAGUCAAAUUACCAAAUUCUAACUCAAUAAAUAAUGAUUUCGGAGAUGGAUUAGGAGAAAUUGAUAUGGAUGACGAUGAUGAUGCUACCAGUAAUUCGAUGAGUUCUAAUAAUACAUCAUAUGGCAUGGCUCCAAAUCCAAAUAAUCUUUCACAAGUCAUAAUCGGUAUUUCUAUUGAACCACAGGAUAUUGCAAGAGAAAAACUUGCAGAGUGGAGGGCUAGUAAGAUGUCAACUACAAAUAAUAACAAUUCUUUGGUCGUAUCGAAAGGAAUCCCAGAUAUUGCAACAGCAUUGAAUAUAAAUACAGCAGGUCAAUUGGCCAAAACAUAUCCUGCAUUGACGGAAGAACUGGCGGGUAAAAUUGUUCAGCAUGCAUACAAUUAUUUAUCAGGAUUUUUAGAUCCAUUAGGCAAUGUAUCGAUUAAGAGAUUUGAUAGUUGGUGGGAUAAAUUUAAAGCUAGAUUAGCUAAUGACGGCACAUUUCUUGACGAAGUAACGAAAGAUUAG